GCUUGUGUUCCACAAAAAAAAAAGAUCAGGUUUGUUUUCGAAUUCCCAUUUUGUGUGGCAUGGCGACGAAUGCAUCGUCAUCGCAAGCGAACAGUUCCAACGGCAAGCAGAGCGCACACAGCACCAAAGACAAUUCUGCCACAUCAUCAUGUGGUGCUGGCAGCGCCAAUGCUACAAAAAGGUCACGCUUUGGCGAUCCCGAAGAUCCAUUGGAUGCAUUCAUGGCAGGUUUGGAAGAUCAGGUGAAGGACGACAUGUCUUCAAUUGGCAAAAAGAAACCGGAGGUCCUGCCGAAGGAGAAAACCGAGCCUGCCGUGGACAAACACAAAGCUGGUGCAAUGAAAGGAGCAAUCCAACACCAAUUGAAGCAAAGGUACAAAGCCAAACUGAACCAAAUGCGCGGCCCGCGCAGUGACUAGGGUGCUGUGCAAUGUAGAGAGUCAUUUUCGAGUGAAAAA
Molecule: messenger RNA, 458 nt
Organism: Cladocopium goreaui
Lineage: Eukaryota; Dinophyceae; Suessiales; Symbiodiniaceae
Source: the annotation of a GenBank genome assembly